CUUGGAGACUUGGUGUCCUUUACGCACACAUCUGGGCCGUGCGUCCUGGCGCAUCCAUCCACAUCCAGAGUCUGCCAGCGAACACCAGCAGAGUAAAUGACUGUGUGGAACUUUUGAUCUGGACUCCGGUUCUAUGAUUUCUCUCCCGCUGGCUGCUCGGCGUUAAAUGCUGCGGCUCCUCUCUGCUUCUGGAGCUGGUGCGUAUUCAACGGUUCGGUGCGUGGCUGACUCCUGCUCCCAGAGUCUCUCCGGGCGGACAUGUCGGGACAGAAACCGUCGCUGAGGACCGGCUCCCCUCAGAGCCGCUUCCAGGUGGAUGUGGUGACGGAGGGGUCCUCCGCGGCUCCGGCUCCGGCCCCGGGCUCCACCGACGGAUCCCGGCCUCCAGAGGAGUCCAAAGGCCGGUUCCGGGUGGUGGGUUUCAUGGAUCCGGGCGCGUUGGGCAGCGCCAUGGACAUCGGGCUCCCGCCUGAUGUGUCCCACGAACCGGACACGGCGAAGAGCGACUCGGUGAGCCUCCACUCAACCGGUACCGGACACACUCACAUCUCCGACUCCCACUCCAACACCUACUACAUGCGGACGUUCGGACACAACACCAUCGACGCGGUGCCGAACAUAGACUUCUACCGGCAGACGGCUGCGCCUCUGGGGGAGAAGCUGACCAGACCGUCGCUGUCGGAGCUGCACGACGAACUCGACAAAGAGCCCUUUGAGGAAGGUCUGGCCAAUGGGGAGGAGCCGUCGGCAGCCGAGGAGGCGGCGGCUUUGGCGGCGAAGGAGGCGAAAGGAGGAACUAUCAAGUUUGGUUGGGUCAAAGGAGUCCUGAUCCGCUGCAUGCUGAAUAUCUGGGGUGUGAUGCUCUUCAUCAGAAUGUCCUGGAUCGUCGGACAGGCUGGAAUCGGACUGACCAUUGCGAUCAUCCUGAUGGCCACUGUGGUCACCACCAUCACCGGUCUGUCUACCUCUGCUAUAGCAACCAAUGGCUUCGUACGAGGAGGUGGGGCGUACUACCUGAUCUCCAGGAGUCUGGGGCCUGAGUUUGGAGGCUCUAUCGGCCUCAUCUUCGCCUUCGCCAACGCCGUGGCUGUGGCCAUGUAUGUUGUAGGCUUUGCUGAGACCGUCGUCGAGAUGCUUAAUGACGUUGACGCCCUGAUGACUGACGAACUGAAUGACAUUCGUAUCGUCGGGACUCUGACCGUCAUCCUGCUGCUGGGAAUCUCUGUAGCUGGGAUGGAGUGGGAAGCCAAGGCUCAGAUUGUCCUCCUGGUGAUCCUGCUGGGAGCCAUCGCUAACUACUUCAUAGGAACCUUCAUGCCAGCAGAAAGCAAAGAGCCCAAAGGGUUCUUUGGCUACCACACUGCCAUCCUUUUUGAGAAUUUCGGUCCAGACUUCAGAGAAGACGAGACAUUCUUCUCGGUGUUUGCUAUUUUCUUCCCUGCAGCCACUGGGAUUCUGGCUGGAGCCAACAUCUCUGGAGACCUCACUGACCCUCAGUCGGCGAUCCCUAAGGGCACCCUGCUGGCCAUCCUUAUCACAGGACUCACCUACGUGGCCGUUGCAUUCUCUACAGGUUCCUGCAUUGUCAGAGAUGCUACGGGUGACCACAACGACACCAUUAGCGACACCGUAAACUGUACAGACGCUGCCUGUACGCUGGGCUACGACUUCUCCAUCUGUAAGGAGGGCGGAUGUCAGUACGGCCUCAUGAACGACUUCCAGGUGAUGAGUUUGGUGUCGGGCUUCGGUCCUCUGAUCACUGCUGGGAUAUUUUCAGCCACUCUGUCGUCGGCUCUGGCCUCGCUGGUCAGCGCGCCCAAAGUCUUCCAGGCGCUCUGUAAGGACAACAUCUACCCAGGGCUGGGCGUGUUCGCCAAGGGUUACGGGAAGAACAACGAGCCCCUCCGCGGCUACGUCCUGACCUUCUGCAUCGGCCUCGCCUUCAUCCUCAUCGCGGAGUUGAACAUCAUCGCUCCCAUCAUCUCCAACUUCUUCCUGGCUUCUUACGCUCUCAUCAACUUCUCCGUCUUCCACGCCUCCAUGGCCAACUCUCCAGGUAGGUUUGACGUGGCCUUGCUUAGAGCUCGUGUAGUGAAAUUGACCAACUUUGUCAUGCCGCAGUGUUUGGUUCUGGCUGGUUAUCCAAACUCCCGUCCCGCUCUGCUGCACCUGGUUCACUCUUUCACCAAGAACGUCAGCCUCAUGGUCUGCGGUCACAUCAGGACCGUGACCCGGCGGCCGAACUUUAAGGAGCUGUUUCAGGAUCACGCUCGCUGUCAGCGUUGGCUCAAUAAAAAACGCAUCAAAGCCUUUUACGCUCCUGUUUUGGCCGAUAACCUGAGACAUGGCACUCAGCUGCUCCUGCAGGCGGUUGGUUUGGGUCGACUGAAGCCCAACACUCUGGUCAUGGGCUUCAAGAACAACUGGAGUGACGGAGACAUGAGAGACGUGGAGAUUUACAUCAACACUAUACAUGACGCCUUCGACCUGCAGUUUGGAGUCGUGAUCCUCCGACUGCCGGACGGACUGGACAUCUCUCACAUCCAGGGACAAGACGAGCUGCUGUCGUCUCACGAGAAGCCGCCAGUCGGCAGUAAAGACAUUCUGAUUUCUGUCAGUCUGGCCAAAGACUCAGAUUCUGACUCCUGUCCUUCAAAAACCACCAGCAACCAGAGCAGCCCGCUCAUCAUUAGAGAGACCAAGUCUCCGCUGAGUUUGACCGACCAGCGUCUGUUGGAGAGCAGCCAGCAGUUCAAGAAGAAACAGGGCAAAGGAACCAUCGACGUCUGGUGGCUGUUUGAUGACGGAGGUCUGACUCUGCUGAUUCCCUACCUGCUGACUAACCGGAGUAAGUGGGGCGACUGCCGGAUCAGAGUUUUCAUCGGCGGAAAGAUCAACCGGAUCGACCACGACCGCCGAGCGAUGGCCACGCUGCUCAGCAGGUUCAGAAUCGACUUCUCCGACAUCAACGUCCUCGGAGACAUCAACACCAAACCCAAGAAACACAAUAAGCUGAGUUUCAAGGAGCUGAUCGAGCCGUACAGGCUGAAGGAGGACGACAUGGAGCAGGAGGCUGCGGAGAGGCUGAAGGCCCAGGAGCCCUGGAGGAUCACCGACAACGAGCUGGAGCUCUACAAGGCCAAGACCAACCGUCAGAUCCGACUGAAUGAGCUGCUGAAGGAACACUCCGGCACCGCCAAACUCAUCGUCAUGAGCAUGCCUUUGGCCAGGAAGGGCACAGUGUCUAGCGCCCUCUACAUGUGCUGGCUGGAAACUCUGUCCAAAGACCUCCCACCACUGCUGCUGGUCCGAGGAAACCACCAGAGUGUCCUCACAUUUUACUCCUAACGCAAACAUACACUCUGUCAACGCACAAAUACACCGUGGGUGUGUGUGUCUGUGUGUGUGUGUGUCGGUCUUCGUGUAUAUUUAGCACACAUCUGCACAAGAACAGAGGUUUUAUUGUGGUUUAAGUUCGAGAGACUCUCCUGCUGUGAAGAGAAAGUACAUGUGUGGCGAUUCCCAUUAACGAAUUCAUUAACCGUGAAUCUUUAGGUGGCCGUUUGUAUUACUGUUAACAAUAACAGGCUGUAUAUUCAUUCUAUGGCUCCUGUGUGUUUCACAUGAAUGAGAGUAACUGCAGUAAAUAUUAAAAUGACAGGGUUUAUUUGUAAUGACGUUAUCAGAAUGUGUGUUCAGGUGUCCUACGAUUAUGAGGUGUUGUUUUUUUUUUUCAAGUGGCAAGACGCUGUAUGUCUGCUAACUUUAUUUUGUACUUUGUUUUAUUAAAAUAUUAACUUAACCACA
Messenger RNA from Stegastes partitus (bicolor damselfish), 3807 nucleotides. It is a transcript of the gene slc12a2l, whose product is annotated as solute carrier family 12 member 2. The record is from RefSeq and is a predicted model, not a curated record. Gene Ontology annotation, molecular function: ammonium channel activity; sodium:potassium:chloride symporter activity. The transcript has 25 exons. Gene Ontology annotation, biological process: sodium ion homeostasis; ammonium transmembrane transport; cell volume homeostasis. The coding region runs from base 259 to 3348 and encodes 1029 amino acids. Gene Ontology annotation, cellular component: apical plasma membrane. Lineage: Eukaryota; Metazoa; Chordata; Actinopteri; Pomacentridae.